Eimeria maxima is the source of this 600-nucleotide messenger RNA. RefSeq lists its product as hypothetical. The transcript has 5 exons. The record is from RefSeq and is a predicted model, not a curated record. NCBI's taxonomy places the organism in Eukaryota, Apicomplexa, Conoidasida, Eucoccidiorida, Eimeriidae. The coding region runs from base 1 to 600 and encodes 199 amino acids.
AUGUCAUUCCCGUAUCCAGAAAGGGCACUAACUCGGUCAAAUCCAUUGCAUCGAUUCGUGAAGACGUACUUCCGUUCUCUAUGUGACUGUGAGUGCCUGUGCCGACAAAGAAACAUAUGUAAAAACAUCGAGUGCGGGUAUGUGAAGUCAUUUGUUAUAUGCAUAUCGAUGCUUUUGAAUUUUAUGUCGAGUGAUUCAUUCUGGUACAGCACGAAUGUAGGAGGCCAAUUGACUGUGAGUGCCGGUGCCGACAAAGAAACAUACGUAAAAAACAUCGAGUGCGGAAACUUGGCUCGGCACUAUAUUUCUGCACUGCAGAUGGAGCUUGCGCCAUUCGCCAUACGGCGAAUCGCACAAAUACAGGCAGUGCGUCGUGUUUCGCCUUCUCUAUGUUUUAACGUGCCUACUAGAUAUAAUCGCAUUCUCCUCAACAUUACUUGGGAUUUUGAAUGCAAUAACUCAGCCAUUGGCCAUACGGCGAUCAGCGUUGCAUACUUUACUUCUUUGCCUAGAUAUGAAGUAUGGGCAUGCGGGACUGGCCAUCAUGAAAUAACAGAGAGAAAUGUCAUAACGUCCCAGAGACGAACAACGUACGACUAA